This is a messenger RNA of Coregonus sp. 'balchen', 4614 nucleotides long. The record is from the annotation of a GenBank genome assembly. Lineage: Eukaryota; Metazoa; Chordata; Actinopteri; Salmoniformes; Salmonidae.
AUGUGCAUGCACACUAUGAUUCUACUUGAUUUUGUGUGGUUUAGUCUGCCACUUCUUGUGGUCCUUGCCUCACCAACCCCUGCUUCGAAUGAUGAGAGAGGCCCCUGUCAAAUCUACAACUCUGGUCGCUCCGCAAACUGCCUUGGUCAGCGACUGGAUCAUGUUCCAUGGAAGCACCUCCCUUCCACGCUUGAAAGUAUAGAUCUCUCCUACAAUGAACUUAAUGCCAUUCGUGUUAAUUAUUUUUUUCGCCUACCUCAUCUUCGUGUCCUUGAGCUGCAGUUCAACAACAUCUCUGUGAUUGAGGACCAUGCCUUCCACAACAACCCCCUCCUGGAGCAUCUUAACAUCUUUAACAACUCCCUAGAGGAAAUCCCUGCCAACGCCUUGCAGGACCUCUAUAAUCUAAGGGAACUCCUUAUGUCGAAUAACCUUUACACCCAGGCCACAUUGGCAGCUGACGUUUUCUCCAGAUUUACCCACCUCAAGGCCCUGUCCAUGGGCGGCCCCUUGGUCAAGGGUCUAAGGAAAGGGGACUUCCAGGCAUUGAGGAACAUUCGGUUACAGGAGUUUGCCAUUAAAACUUCAUCCAAUAUCAGUUACUAUGAACCGGGUAGUCUGAAGGUAAUCCAGGCAUGUAGAAUGGGUUUUGACAUGGCCAUAGAUCAGAAGCCAAAUUUCCUACCUUUGAUUCUUCGAGACUUGGCCAACAAGACUUUCAGUCUCAUCCAAUUCAGGAACCUCUUUGAGUUCAUGUAUUACAUGGGAGAUGAGGAUAUUUUCAGAGGCUUGCAAGACAUCAAAGUAGAUUCGCUCAUCUUUCACCGUGGAAAAUUCAAUGAGAACCUUAUGAGGAUGGCUCUGUUUAAUCUACAGGUCACCCCCCUUAAACGUCUGACACUUCAAUACAUUGACUUUGCUCGCUCGCCCAACUUUGUGGAUAAUGGCUUGGGCUCCAGUAUCAAAAACCUUGCACUGAGUAGACUAAAUCUGUGGUAAGCAUAUCUUAUUCUACUCUGUUAAAUUACAAAAGCAUUAUGCAGACAUUUCUACCCAGAAGAUGCAAAAACAAAUACAGGUUCCUAGUCACAAGUGUAUUUUUUCAUCAAUUUAAAUCUGUUUCCAUAUCUACAGUGAGGGAAAAAAGUAUUUGAUCCCCUGCUGAUUUUGUACGUUUGCCCACUGACAAAGAAAUGAUCAGUCUAUAAUUUUAAUGGUAGGUUUAUUUAAACAGUGAGAGACAGAAUAACAACAACAAAAUCCAAAAAAACGCAUGUCAAAAAUGUUAUAAAUUGAUUUGCAUUUUAAUGAGGGAAAUAAGUAUUUGACCCCCUCUCAAUCAGAAAGAUUUCUGGCUCUCAGGUGUCUUUUAUACAGGUAACGAGCUGAGAUUAAGAGCACACUCUUAAAGGGAGUGCUCCUAAUCUCAGUUUGUUACCUGUAUAAAAGACACAUGUCCACAGAAGCAAUCAAUCAAUCAGAUUCCAAACUCUCCACCAUGGCCAAGAUCAAAUAGCUCUCCAAGGAUGUCAGGGACAAGAUUGUAGACCUACACAAGGCUGGAAUGGGCUACAAGACCAUCGCCAAGCAGCUUGGUGAGAAGGUGACAACAGUUGGAGCGAUUAUUCGCAAAUGGAAGAAACACAAAAGAUCUGUCAAUCUCCCUCGGCCUGGGGCUCCAUGCAAGAUCUCACCUCGUGGAGUUGCAAUGAUCAUAGGAACAGUGAGGAAUCAGCCAAGAACUACCCGGGAGGAUCUUGUCAAUGAUCUCAAGGCAGCUGGGACCAUAGUCACCAAGAAAUCAAUUGGUAACACACUACGCCGUGAAGGACUGAAAUCCUGCAGCGCCCGCAAGAUUCCCCUGCUCAAGAAAGCACAUAUACAUGCCCGUCUGAAGUUUGCCAAUGAACAUCUGAAUGAUUCAGAGGAGAACUGGGUGAAAGUGUUGUUGUCAGGAGACCAAAAUGGAGCUCUUUGGCAUCAACUCAACUCGCCAUGUUUGGAGGAUGAGGAAUGCUGCCUAUGACCCCAAGAACACCAUCCCCACCGUCAAACAUGGAGGUGGAAACAUUAUGCUUUGGGGGUGUUUUUCUGCUAAGGGGACAAGUUCACCGCAUCAAAGGGAUGAUGGACGGGGCCAUGUACCGUCAAAUCUUGGGUGAGAACCUCCUUCCCUCAGCCAGGGCAUUGAAAAUGGGUCGUGGAUGGGUAUUCCAGCAUGACAAUGACCCAAAACACACGGCCAAGGCAACAAAGGAGUGGCUCAAGAAGAAGCACAUUAAGGUCCUGGAGUGGCCUAGCCAGUCUCCAGACCUUAAUCCCAUAGAAAAACUGUGGAGGGAGCUGAAGGUUCGAGUUGCCAAACGUCGGCUUCGAAACCUUAAUGACAAAAUCCCUCCUGAGAUGUGUGCAAACCUGGUGGCCAACUACAAGAAAUGUCUGACCUCUGUGAAUGCCAACAAGGGUUUUGCCACCAAGUACUAAGUCAUGUUUUGCAGGGGGGUCAAAUACUUAUUUCCCUCAUUAAAAUGCAAAUUAAUUCUUAACAUUUUUGACAUGCGUUUUUCUAGAUUUUUUUGUUGUUAUUCUGUCUCUCACUGUUCAAAUAAACCUCCCAUUAAAAUUAUAGACUGAUCAUGUCUUUGUCAGUGGGCAAACGUACAAAAUCAGCAGGGGAUCAAAUACUUUUUUCCCUCACUGUAUGUAGUCUGAAAGUACCAAUUAUGUUAUCAUCUUGACCACACAUGUUUUUUUCAUGCUUACAUUUUUUGUCUCCAUUACUCCUCAGGCAUAUCAGUAAUCCAGACAUUUUGCGUUUCGACUGGCGCUUCACAUGGUUCAACAAAGUCCAACUGCUGUCCAUUCAGAAUGUGAACUUCAACUCUGUGCCUUGCGACGCCUGGCUUAAUAUGGAAGGCAUGGAGGUUUUGGACAUCUCAAACAACCGCCUGCAGGACAACAUCCUCUUCAACCAGAGAUGCAACUACAGGGGCACCAUGCCGGCUCUUCGAUCCUUCAAUGUCAGCACCAACCAACUGACCAGCCUUCAGGACUUAGCCUCCCUGACCAGGGAGUUCAAACAAUUGAAGGUCAUGGAUGUUAGCCACAACAUGCUGGGCUCUGCUGAGAAGAGUCACAACUGUAACUGGAUGCAGAACAUCACCCAGGUGAUCGCUCACCACAACCGAUUCGAAAGUGGUGCCUUCCAGUGUCUGCCCACCACAGUACAAUUCCUGGACCUUUCGUACUGUGACCUGGACCAGCUGGACAUGGUCUACUUCCAACAAACCACCAGCCUUAAGGAGCUCCUGCUCAAUGGGAACAAGAUCAAGUUCAUCCCUUCUGGUUGGAGAAGUCACUCCUUGCAGUCACUGGCUCUGGAUGGGAACUCCUUUGGGCUCAUCAGCAUGGGCUCCUUCCAGGACAUGCCCCAGCUGUCUCGACUGACGGCAGGGAACAACCCAUACCACUGCACCUGCGACCUCCACGCCUUCAUCCAGGACACAAUUUCAAAGGGGAAGGUCAACAUCACUGACUGGCCAGAGAACUACAAGUGUUACCAUCCAGAAGCCUUGCUCAAUACCGCUGUGGCAGAUUUCUUCCCGGGUCACGUUGCCUGCGAUGUCAGACUGGUCAUCAUCAUCUCUGUGGCUACUACUGCAGCUGUGGUUUUAGUGUUGAUGCUUAUAUGCUACAUAUUCAAUGUUCCCUGGUACACCAAAGCCACAUAUCAGAUCCUCAGAGCCAAAUACAGGGCUCAUCAGGAAGGAGCAUCUGGAAAAUCACAGAUCUAUGCUUACCACGCCUUCAUCUCCUACAGCCACCCAGAUGCAGACUGGGUCAGGGACCAGUUGUUGCCCUGCUUGGAGAACAGCAAGCCCCCCUACCAACUCUGUAUCCAUGAGAGAGACUUCAUGCCAGGAAAGUGGAUCAUUGACAACAUCAUUGAAAAUAUUGAGAGCAGCGAAAAGGUAAGGGUGAGGACCACCCAAGACAAGUUAGAGGUGUUUUAACAAGUAAAUAGUAAUAGACUUUUGAAUAUAAAAGGUAAAUUGAACAAACCAAAAUGUAAAAUGUAUGUUUUGUUUAGGUUUGUAUCCUGAUUCCUGCACUGUGCAUUUGCCUAAAUUAAUACACCCUAUCCUCUGAUUUUUUUGUUUACAAAUCCAGAUCAUAUUUGUGUUGUCACGCCACUUUGUGAACAGCGAUUGGUGCAACUACGAGCUCUACUUUGCCCAGCAACGAGCCAUCGGCAAGACCUUCAGCGAUGUUAUUCUGGUGGUUAAAGAGCCCAUCGACCCUGAAUCUCUGCCCAGCAAGUAUUGUAAGCUCAAGAAGAUGCUGAACACCAAAACGUACCUAGAGUGGCCCCAGCAAGCCAAGCAACAGACCUUCUUCUGGGCUCAACUUAAGAGUGUCCUGGGCAAGCCCACACUGACUAGAGAGCAGGCUCUUAGUGUUAGGAGCAUCAGUGUAUCCUCAGUGGGCGCUGUGCCUAUGAUAGAGCUCCCUCUAGAGGAUGGGAAGCUGGCGAUAUCUGUGCCAAAGUUAGACAGAAAAGCAGAGCUCCACCAAGUAGUUGGGCAAAGACCAAUCCCUGUAGCUGUGGCAUGA